AUGUUUCGAGUGCAGAAGCUUUUGCUCAGUGAAUUCGAUGAGAUCUACGAGCCAGUAUUAGUCGAGAAUCCAUUUACGCUAGUUGAUGCCAAGGGCAUCGGAGUGCGCCAAUACCACAUAGCACUGACCUGCACCAGGAUCGUGUUUGGCUGUGACAAUUUCUACAAGCACGGCGAGCAAUGCUGCGAGCCCCGUUGGCAUAGCCUGGGUCUUGAUCCAGAGAUCGAAUGCUUCGAAUUGGUCAGCAUGAUGCCUCUACAGUUCAUUCGUUUUAAUUUUUUUCGCAAAGGCCAGCGCUACAUCAUGAUAAUCAAUGUGCAGAAUUUGGAAAUGCAGGAGAAGCCCAUGAUCUUUGAAUUUGGUGGGCAUGUCUACAAACAGCACUUUUGGCAUAUGUGGCGGGAACGUGUGGCAGCCAUAAAAGUGAUGCAGCCGCGCUUCGCUCACAUCACCUGCUCUUCUCCAUUCUCAAGCACUGAUGUGCAGUUGGAAGAAGAACUCCAACGCGUCGAUGUACAUAGCAAGCCAAGGUCGAUUUUUGGAGUAUGCUAUACCUCUUCAAGCAACUAAAAAGUUUUUAUUUAGCACCAGUUUUAAAGCACAACAUUCCCUUUUGGCCAUAAUUAUCAAAUAUUUUUUCUGGCCAUUAUCAACUACAACAUUACAACACUUAUGCAAACUUAAACAAAUUUAACGUACUUUACCAAAGACUUUAUCAAAAUCUUCUUUCACUACUUUGGUAACAACAUGUUUGACAAAAAA
Scaptodrosophila lebanonensis is the source of this 762-nucleotide messenger RNA. RefSeq lists its product as uncharacterized. Lineage: Eukaryota; Metazoa; Arthropoda; Insecta; Diptera; Drosophilidae. The transcript has 2 exons. The record is from RefSeq and is a predicted model, not a curated record. Bases 1 to 570 code for a protein of 189 amino acids.